This is a messenger RNA of Symbiodinium sp. CCMP2592, 1770 nucleotides long. Lineage: Eukaryota; Dinophyceae; Suessiales; Symbiodiniaceae. The record is from the annotation of a GenBank genome assembly.
AUGUCGCUGUUCUUCGUUCUGGGAGCAUUGUGUCAUCUUCCCGCCGCAGUCCACGGACAGAGCCUACGCGGGACCUUGCACAAUUCUGCGGCUGACCUGGAAGGGACAGCAACAGUUUUCGACCCGGCAAAUGAGUCGUGGGCCGUGCAGAACCUGAUCUCUUGCCGCUACGGUGUGCUUUGCCACGGCACGGAGAUUUGGAGGAACGGCCAGAGCACUUGUGAGGGCAGUCUCGCAUGUCGAACAGAAGGUACCGAAGCCAGCUCGGGAGGCAACGGUGUCUCGGAGAUGCAGGACAACAGCAAUAGUACGACUGCUGUUGCGAACCUUUUGGUGUGCCGCUACGGCUCUUACUGUCGAGGUGGCUGGUGGUACCACUAUGGGCGCAGGGAGUGCAGGGGCGGAAUCGUCUGCCGACCUGGCCCAUACUAUGCCAGCUCUGAGAGCAGUGAGCCCACGCUGCCAAGCAUCAAGGGUGAGGACAUCAAUAGCGAAGACAGUCCACAGGUGGCAAUGAGCCCUCUGGAGCCCACAUAUGAUCCCGUGAACCAAUCCCAUGGCUUCAGCAAUUUGAUUUCUUGCCGCUUCGGGGUGGUUUGCCGCGGCACUUGGUUGUGGAUCAACGGUGUCCGCAAGUGCAGUGGAGCACUCGUUUGCAAGUCCGGCUACAAGGAGAUCAUGAAUGUUGAGUCAGAGGUUGUCGCCGCCGACGUUGACUCGAACUUCACCACAAUGAUGCAGGACAACAGCAAUAGCACGACUGCCGUUGCGAACCUUUUGGUGUGCCGCUACGGCUCUUACUGUCGAGGUGGCUGGUGGUACCACUAUGGGCGCAGGGAGUGCAGGGGCGGAAUCGUCUGCCGACCUGGCCCAUACUAUGCCAGCUCUGAGAGCAGUGAGCCCACGCUGCCAAGCAUCAAGGGUGAGGCCCGCAAUAGCGAAGACAGUGCACAGGUGGCAAUGAGCCCUCUGGAGCCCACAUAUGAUCCCGUGAACCAAUCCCAUGGCUUCAGCAAUUUGAUUUCUUGCCGCUUCGGGGUGGUUUGCCGCGGCACUUGGUUGUGGAUCAACGGUGUCCGCAAGUGCAGUGGAGCACUCGUUUGCAAGUCGGGCUACAAGGAGAUCAUGAAUGUUGAGUCAGCGGUUGUCGCCGCCGACGUUGACUCGAACUUCACCACAAUGAUGCAGGACAACAGCAAUAGCACGACUGCCGUUGCGAACCUUUUGGUGUGCCGCUACGGCUCUUACUGUCGAGGUGGCUGGUGGUACCACUAUGGGCGCAGGGAGUGCAGGGGCGGAAUCGUCUGCCGACCUGGCCCAUACUAUGCCAGCUCUGAGAGCAGUGAGCCCACGCUGCCAAGCAUCAAGGUUGAGGCCCGCAAUAGCGAAGACAGUGCACAGGUGGCAAUGAGCCCUCUGGAGCCCACAUAUGAUCCCGUGAACCAAUCCCAUGGCUUCAGCAAUUUGAUUUCUUGCCGCUUCGGGGUGGUUUGCCGCGGCACUUGGUUGUGGAUCAACGGCGUCCGCAAGUGCAGUGGAGCACUCGUUUGCAAGUCCGGCUACAAGGAGAUCAUGAAUGUUGAGUCAGCGGUUGUCGCCGCCGACGUUGAGUCGAACUUCACCACAAUCAUGCAGGACAACAGCAAUAGCACGACUGCCGUUGCGAACCUUUUGGUGUGCCGCUACGGCUCUUACUGUCGAGGUGGCUGGUGGUACCACUAUGGGCGCAGGGAGUGCAGGGGCGGAAUCGUCUGCCGACCUGGCCCAUAG